Molecule: messenger RNA, 2398 nt
Organism: Sciurus carolinensis (gray squirrel)
Lineage: Eukaryota; Metazoa; Chordata; Mammalia; Rodentia; Sciuridae
Gene: Bag4
Product: BAG cochaperone 4
Exons: 5
Coding region: 329-1705 (458 amino acids)
Biological process (GO): protein stabilization
Cellular component (GO): nucleus; cytosol; membrane
Molecular function (GO): protein-folding chaperone binding; adenyl-nucleotide exchange factor activity
Source: RefSeq, a predicted model, not a curated record
CUGUCUGCAGUUUGUGGCACCGUUUCCUCAUUCCGAAGAAGCUAGGAAGAAGAAUCUAGAUUGGCUAGGCAGUCGGAAAAUGUGUCCUCUCAUGUAAGGAGCACGGUGCCUCCUCUCGCUUUCCUGCUUCCAGAUCAAGCAGUCGAGAUCAGGGAGUCACUUACUGCCGUCCUCAAUUUUCGGGGCUCGGCAGAAAGGGCGGAUCCGGGCCUGGGAUUGGCUGUUAUCGUCCGACUCCCCUUAAUGCUGUCCACUCCCUCUAGCCCGCAGGCGCCUGCGCAAUGGACUGGCCGUGGGGGGCGGGAAGCGCUUCUGGGCAGUGGAGCCCAUGUCGGCCUUGAGGCGUUCGGGCUACGGCCCCAGUGACGGUCCGUCUUACGGCCGCUACUAUGGGCCUGGGGGUGGAGAUGUGCCAGUGCACCUACCUCCACCCUUAUAUCCUCCCCUUCGUCCCGAACCUCCCCAGCCUCCCAUUUCGUGGCGGGUGCGCGGGGGCGGCCCUCCUGAGACCACCUGGCCGGGAGAAGGGGGAGGUGGAGAUGGCUACUAUCCCUCUGGGGGCGCCUGGCCGGAGCCGAGUCGAGCUGCAGGAAGCCACCAGGAGCAGCCACCAUAUCCUGGCUACAGUUCUAACUACUGGAAUUCUCCUGCACGACCUAGGGCCCCAUACCCAAGUACAUAUCCUAUAAGACCAGAUUUGCAAGGCCAGAGUUUGAAUUCUUUUACGAAUGGAGCAUAUGGUCCACCAUAUCCCCCUGGCCCUGGGGCAAAUACUGCCUCAUAUUCUGGGGCAUAUUACGCACCUGGCUAUACUCAGACCAGUUACUCCACAGAAGUUCCAAGCACUUAUCGUUCACCUGGCAACAGCCCAACCCCAGCCUCUCGUUGGAUGUAUCCCCAACAGGACUGUCAGACUGAAGCACCGCCUCUUAGGGGGCAGGUUCCAGGAUAUCCUGCUUCACAGAACCCUGGAAUGACCCUGCCCCAUUAUCCUUAUGGGGAUGGUAAUCGUAGCGUUCAGCAGUCAGGACCAACUGUACGACCACAAGAGGAUGCAUGGGCUGCUUCUCCUGGUGCUUAUGGGAUAGGCACCCGCUACCCUUGGCCUUCAGCAGCUCCCUCAGUACCACCUGGGAAUCUCUACAUGACUGAAACUACUUCAUCAUGGCCUAGCAGUGGCUCUCCUCAGCCACCUCCUUCACCACCACCCCAGCAGUCCAAGGAUUCCUCGUACCCCUAUAGCCAAGAUCAAGGCAUGAACCGGCACAACUUUCCUUGCAGUGUCCAUCAGUAUGAAUCCUCUGGGACAAUGAGCAAUGAUAAUUCAGACCUUUUGGAUUCCCAAGUCCAAUAUAGUGCUGAGCCUCAGCUGUAUGGUAAUGCCACCAAUGAGCAUCCUGGCAAUCAAGAUCAGAGUAAUAAUCUUCCUGAAGAGUGUUUAUCUUCAGAUGAAGGUACUCCUCCAAGUAUUAAAAAAAUCAUACACGUAUUGGAGAAGGUCCAGUAUCUUGAGCAAGAAGUAGAAGAGUUCGUAGGAAAAAAGACAGACAAAGCAUACUGGCUUCUGGAAGAAAUGCUAACAAAGGAACUUUUGGAACUGGAUUCUGUUGAAACUGGGGGCCAGGACUCUGUCCGGCAGGCCAGGAAAGAGGCUGUUUGUAAGAUCCAGGCCAUACUGGAAAAAUUAGAAAAAAAAGGAUUAUGAAAGGAUAUAGAACAAAGUGGAAGCCUGUUAAUAACUUGGCCAAAGAACUCUUGAUUUUGGUUAGUUAAUGUCUUUUUGAAAUGCCUGUUGAUGACAAGAAGCAAUACAUUCCAACUUUCCUUUGAUUUAAAACUCGAAAAGCUGGCAAAGGAAUGGAAGACCAUUUUAGUUAUGAGAUUUUUCAGUUCUCAGACGAAUGAAUGUAAUAGGAAACAAAUUACUAAUAUUGCCACGUGGACUCACUUCUUAAGAAAUUUGGGGACAUCUUUAAACUGCUUCUUAUCAGCAGGAGAGAAAUACAUUUCAUGUAACAGGCUAUCAGAAACCUACCAGAUGAGACUGGAUAUAAUCUCAAGAAAAACAGAUUUUGUUUUUGUAAACAUCUGGAUUACUUGUCAACAUUUUUGUACAUUGUGACUGUUUUCAGUGUACACACUUCAAAUGUGUAAAUUACAGCUUAGACUUUAGCCUUCUUGGAUCUCUGUUUUGUUUUGUUAUUUGCAGUUCACAAAUAUAGUAUUAUUCUCUACUUCUUGGUAUAUUUUGUAGUAAUAUGUUUAAUAUAAUUAUUCAAAAGACUAUUGACAGCCAGAUAGUAUGGCAGUUCUGACUGGAUUUGUCUUUUCAUCACUUAAAUAUAUUGCAAUGUGAAUGAGUUCUUGAGGUAAUAAACUAUCCCAUUUUUGUAUAGCA